CGCCUGUUUAACCGGCAACGAACCUCAGUCUUUCCACAGCGCCUGCUGCUAAACAACAGCUUCCCAGCGAGAAACCCAAAGAAUACAAAUACCUGCACAAUCAAAGAUCGUCACAAUGGUCGAGCACGAGCCUGAGCCGAAGCGUUUCUCUCCCAAGAUUCCUGUCCAGCUUGAUCCCCCAAAAUAUGAUCCCAUAACUGUUGAGGAGCUGUCCAAAUGCGAUGGUACCGAUCCUAACCGUCCCACCUUGGUUGCGAUCAAGGGAAUCGUUUUCGAUGUGACUCGGAAUCAGGCAUACAGCCCUAGUGGACAGUACCACGUCUUUGCUGGGAAGGACCCCUCCCGCGCCCUCGCCUCUUCAUCGCUCAAAGCCGAGGAUUGCAAGCCCGAUUGGUAUGACCUGGAGGACAAGGAGAAGACAGUCCUGGAUGAAUGGUUCACAUUCUUCAGCAAACGCUACAACAUCGUGGGAAAGGUGCAGGAUGCUACGAACUACUAAAGGAGAUGGUUAGCAGCGAUGUUUGGAGAUAAUCAACCUUUCUCUAAUGCAAGAAUUAUACCCGUGGACUCUACUUUUACGCGAGCUACUCCAAUGCAGAUGCGCUUAACAGUGCACCGCCAGAAUCCGAGAAAUGAGCUUGUUGACAGAUAUCAUUAGCUAUUUACUCCAUAUAUAACCC
Molecule: messenger RNA, 680 nt
Organism: Aspergillus costaricaensis CBS 115574
Lineage: Eukaryota; Fungi; Ascomycota; Eurotiomycetes; Eurotiales; Aspergillaceae
Product: putative progesterone binding protein
Exons: 3
Coding region: 116-499 (127 amino acids)
Cellular component (GO): endomembrane system; membrane
Source: RefSeq, a predicted model, not a curated record